AUGCUUUCAUUAAAUUUCAUAAAUAUUGAUCGUUUUUUCUCACUUCUAUCAUAUUGUCCAAAUCUUCAUUCAUUGUCUAUGACACUUGAUUCUCGUUGUCAUUCAUUAAUAUCAAAUGAUGAUAGUGAAUCAUUAUCACAAUCAACAAUAGCAUAUCAUCAAGUAACUAAUCUUCGUUUUUAUUUUCGAUCAUUUAAUGUUUGUGUUCUUCAAAAUUUAUUAAAUGCUUUACCUUCUUUAAAACGUUUCUCAAUCGAUACUCUGAUAUAUAAAGAAGAUUAUAUGCGUGCUACAUUUUGGACAUUAUUAUUACAACAACGAUUACCAUUAUUAGAACGUGUACAAUUAGUUUUACGAGGAUUUUUUACUUUAAAAUUAAAUGAAAUAAAUGAAAAUCGAAAAAAUCUCAUUGGUGGUUAUCAAUAUGAUUGUUAUUGGCUUGAUAGAGCACAUAAAAAAAUAUUUACUUGUUAUACAAAUGCUAUGUCCAUGGUGCUACAAAUUCGAUAA
This is a messenger RNA of Rotaria sp. Silwood2, 510 nucleotides long. Lineage: Eukaryota; Metazoa; Rotifera; Eurotatoria; Philodinida; Philodinidae. The record is from the annotation of a GenBank genome assembly.